AUGCUGUCGACUUUUCAGCCUGUCGGUAUAUACCGUGGGAAGUACGAGUGGGUGAACGAGCACAGUGCAGCCAGUGGGGACUGUUCUCUAUGGGUCCGCGCCGCGUCCCUGCAGCUCGACGACGGUCAAUGGCAGUGCCAGGUCACUGCAAGCAACUACAACGUUCAGGAUGCUCUUUCAAGCCCUCCUGCAGCGCUUGCCGUGCGAGUGCCUCCUCAAUCACCAAGAAUCCUGUUUAACGGCUCCCACGUCCUGCCUGGCCAAAACAUCACAGUACCGGCUGGCUCCAGAGCGACUGUCGUAUGCGAAGCUAGAUAUGGAAAUCCACCAGCUUACAUCGAAUGGUAUCUAGAAAAGGAGCGUCUAACUGCAUGGAGUCAUACGAAUGCGUCCGAAGUGGAAAGGCCAAGGGUGUGGGCAGCGCGCUCUGUGCUAGAAAUGGGUGCGACCAGAUCAGCGCAUGGCAAGCGGCUGAAAUGCCGAGCACAUCACUUAUCUUACCCGCCGCCUUUCUACCGAGAUUCCUUUACGAUGUUAGACGUUACAUAUGUUCCUGUAGUUUCUAUUAUCGGAGCUGAUUCCAGUGAGCUAUCCAGCCUUGAGGAGAACUCUAGUGUACUAUCAUUGGAAUGCAGGGCCAAUGGUAAUCCCGCGCCUUAUGUGUGGUGGACUAAGAAUGGACAAGUUUUUGCCACCAGCGGUCCGAAGCUUAUACUGGCACCUGUGACGAGAAAUCAUUCAGUUCCACCCCGCAUUUCCUGGAUUGCCCCUGACACAAUUGUCGAGGCGAAUCUUUUCUCACAAGUCACACUAGAGUGCAAAGCUGAAGGCAACCCGUCUCCAAUGUACCAAUGGUACCACAGUCCAGGAACAAGUUUCAAUUCGGAUGACAAGUUGUUCGAUGACGAUUAUUUGAUAUCGUCCACGUCUCAGUUACAACUACAUAACGUUUCAUACCAUCAACAUGGUCAAUACAUUUGCGUGGCAAAGAACUAUAUUGGGCACGAGGAAAAGAUUCACCAAUCUGAGACUAUAACACUUAAGGUGUUGGGUCCUCCAAUGGCGGUUGACACGAGGACAGUCCACGCGUGGGGCGGCGGUGAGGCCAGGGUCCAAGCGACGGUGUGCGCAGACCCAUUUCCUGACGACGCUUCAUGGUUAUGGGGCAGCUGGCGACUUGAUGUACCAUCACAGAUAGGUCGGUACAGAGCUUUAGAGAAGGAAAAUCUAGACGGCUGUUACCGGUACACAUUAUGCAUAAGCUAUGUACAGACAGCCGAUGCCGGUGAUUACAUAUUGCAUUUGGAGAACGAGAGGGGAUUCACGUCGCUAACAGUUUCUCUGAUCGUACACGAGACUACGCGCGUGGCACCUAUCAUUGCGUCAGGUCUAGUCAUAGCGGCGUUACUCGUUCUGGUCAUAUGCCUUUUGGUGCGCUGUCGUCGACGCAGAGGUAGCGUGGAAUACAAAACUGAAGAGUUGGACAGUGACGUGAAGGUCCUGCCGGCGGACGCCGUAUAUGGGCCCCAGGCGUCGCACACCACGAGUGGUCAUCCAGGCAAUGGGGCGGUCUCCGUUACAAACGUGGAUAUCGACUGUCCACGCUACUCACCAGCGGCGCUGCAAGUGCGGCGCGCGGCCGUAGUCCUGCAACCUCCCACAACCGUG
Messenger RNA from Iphiclides podalirius (scarce swallowtail), 1668 nucleotides. Lineage: Eukaryota; Metazoa; Arthropoda; Insecta; Lepidoptera; Papilionidae. The record is from the annotation of a GenBank genome assembly.